Neodiprion fabricii is the source of this 2762-nucleotide messenger RNA. RefSeq lists its product as uncharacterized. The record is from RefSeq and is a predicted model, not a curated record. Bases 437 to 1156 code for a protein of 239 amino acids. The transcript has 3 exons. Lineage: Eukaryota; Metazoa; Arthropoda; Insecta; Hymenoptera; Diprionidae.
UUUGCCGUGUCAUUCAUAUCUGUCGAUUCGCAUCGGUAUCUCAUUAACGAAUUAUUCGUCUGCUCGGACUUUUCUCUACGUUACGAUGUGAAUGUUUUUCGGGACACUAGUUCCGUACACGAACCCCACGAACCCUACAUAACCUGUCAUUCCAUUCUUUAUUGUUCGUGGAAUAUAAAUCACGUCCGAAAAUCUAACGUAACUAGUGUCGGUUUGGUUUUGUUUGACAUUACCAAUAAUCGUCACCUUACAUCUCAAAUCACUAUUGAGGCGGUUAUUUUUUCUUCACUCUUUACAUUCCACUUGGUACUUAACCUGCAAUACUUGCUGCUCAAUACAUUCGUUCCGAAUAUAAAAAAAAAAAAAAACUUCAACUCCUGCGUACUUGACGAUAAAUUAUUUCAAUCGUACUAAUUUUAUAGGCCAGUGUUUGAAAAUGGAAAUUUCGGAAAUUCGUAUAAUUGUUUAUGCGAAUAAUAAUAUUUUUGACAAUUUAAUCGUUGCUCCGAGUCAUAUUAGCAGUUGUAGCAAAGAUUAUGCAAGGCCAGACAGCGCAAAGAACGAAUUGAAAUAUGUAUGUUUUAAACUGAAUCGACGUGGUUUAAAUUCAUAUCUAGUAUCAAAGUAUGCUUACACAAUGAAAAGAUCAAGUUAUUAUCGUCAAUCGUCACUGAAUAUGUGGCGAGAAUACUACAAAUCUAAAGUACAUGAAAAUUCACUCUUCGUUAUUUAUAUUAAACUACGGAUGCCUAAAGUACAAUAUCUUGACUACAAAUGGAAUGAAAGAAUUACCCAAAUGGCCUUGGAACGAAGAGAACUUGACCAUGCUAUGUCCUGGUUGUCGACUCUUGGAGGAGGAUUUUCUGCACUAGGAGAAACAUUUGAACAUUGUGCUGAGAUGGCUGGAAAAAUAUCUGUUAGGCAACUGCAGUUGGCGCUGCGUUUAGGAGAUGCGCUAUUAGUAGCCAGAUGCAAAUUGUGGGCUGCAUUGAGUUUGUUGCAACGUGGAUAUCUCAGGGUUUCAAAGAACAUAGUUCGAGAAACUUAUCGAUUGAGUAUAGAUAAAAAAGACAUACGUUUACAAAACAUGUGCAAAGGAGUCUGGGCGAAACUUCAAUAUACUUAUAAAGUUAAACGACAAUUAAGAAAACCUUAGCACACGUUGGUAGAUGUUGGACUUUGGUUCCAACCAUUAACUUUGUAUAUUUGUAAAUAAACUACUCAUGAAAAAUAACAGGCAGAUUUUAAUUAUCAUUUCAGUCAGUUUUUCAAUUAUCCUUGUGAGCUCUGAUACUGAAAAAGUUGGAUGAACCCAUAAUUUGCAAGUCGGAAAUCAAGUCGCGUAUUUUUUUCAUUUCAUCAUCGUUACCAUACAGAGAUCUGAAAUGAGUAGAUAUUCAGUCAUAUUUUUGGGAUACCUACUUAAAAUUGUUUCUGUACUUUUCAUUCAAGAUAUUAUAUGACUGAUGGAGAGUUUAUUGGGGGAAAAAAUAAUUUUACAAACUGAUUCAUUAUAAUUAAUAAACACAACACAACACUUAUUGUUAGAUGAUGUAUGUACAUAAGGUUUGGUAGAUUUUUUUAUUCGUUCUUAUUAUUAAAUUACUAACUUGUGUCUGUCUUUUAGAAAUCCUAUAAUUCCCCAAUUGACAAUUACUGCUGAAAUUCGAAUCGUACAUUAAAUUUCGGAAAUCAUAUUUUGCUGUGUAGUUCUGAUUCUAAUGUAGGUUAAUUUUCUUAUAAAAGAAAAAGAUUUAUAAUGUUCCUUCAUCUAUUUGAAAUAUUCUUGUUAUAGCGUAAAUAAUGUUUUAUCAUAGUACAUAUUAUAUUAUUUGGUUCGUGCCAGUGUAUUUGAAUUUUUGUUCAGUUUCACCUAAUCCCAUGUUGCAUACACAUAAAAUAUAGUAGCGCAAGAAAGGUUUAAUUGAUUUGACAAAUAUCUGUCCACGAAUUCAUCAACAUAAUCCAUCAAUUGGUCAAACAGAAACAAUGUAGUUAUGAUUAGAUGUGAUUAUUUUUGGUAAUUUUGUGUGCAAUCGGUCGCGGUUUCAAUAUUGGGCAUACUUUGACAAUCUAUCUUUGGUCAAUGACUAGCAACAUGACUUCACUUAACAAGCCUAGCUACUCACCAAAGGUGUACACAAAUGGCUACGUAUAUUUGUUUCAUAUUUUAUACAUGUUUUCUUAAAUCUCUAAGAACAAACGGUGAGCAAUUGUUAUAAAAAAUUGACUUGCUGAGACAUUACUCUUGAUGACACCAUCACGUGCAGUUCAUUUAUGCACUUAUCAAGGGACAUAAAGACUUGGACCAGCAGAAAAUUCGAUUCAUGUUCCACAUGAAUAGAGCAGAAGGUAGGAGGCAGUAAAAUCUGAUCUCUUAGAAAAUUAUUUGCACCUUUCAUGAAAUGUGAGCGUCUAAAUUAUAAAGUACGUCUAGAUUUUUUCAAGUUGAUAUUUUUGCCACCUAUUGUCUAGUACUGUUACGCAAUUUAAAUAUAAAAAGUAUUUGCCAGGGUUUAUUUACGCUUUUUGAUCACUCCAGAUUUGUAAUCAAACGUGAAAUUUUUUGCUAGUAAAGGAGUGUCUGUCCCUCAUGCAGGGAUGGAGUCGAUGUCAGAUUAUACAUAAAAAUUCUGCCCUAUCAAGGAGAUACUGAAAGAGUAAUAGGUGUUCAGUGAUUUUAAUAUGCGAGCGAUGAGUUGAAAGCACGUGGUGAAAACACGAGCUAAGUGCUUACAGCAUAUGCAAGUUUUUACCAAUCU